CGUGUUUAAAAAUUCAACAUGAAAAUGUGUCUUUGAUGGUACGGAGACGUAUAUUACCCAUUUACAUCUUGUUUUAUAUUGUAACAAUUAUAUCCUAUUUCACCGUCUAUAUUGAUUUCCAAAAUCUCAAAUUUUCGUUAUAUUUGUCUCAAUGAAUGAUUUGUCAACUUUCAAUGUGUGAUUGAACAUGGAUAUUUGAUAGGUCAUUAUCUGAUAAGUCGACAUAAAUACCCGACAAGUUGACAUCAACAUCUGACAUGUCGACAUAAACAUCUGACAAUUGGUGGCUGAAAUAAGCCUCCAUAUUAAUGGAAGCUUGCCAGUGUUAAAUGGAGCGAAUACAGGAAGAGACAAACACCGACACCAUCGUUAACAGUAUUAUUGGAUUAUCUGUGUCACCACCGAAAAGAAGUAAAAGGAUUAGCAAGCGAUUAAAUCGCAGAUCACUUCUACCUCGACGCCUUGGAACAACUGUACAGCUGUAAUCAUAUAUAUAUAUAUAUAUAUAUAUAUAUAUAUAUAUAUAUAUAUGUUUAUUCGAUAAUAAACGAGACCAUCAUUGUUAUGGCAUCCCUGAAGCACUUGUCGAAUAGAAACACGACUAACUUUGCUAGAGCUUGGCGCCUUGUUAGUGUCUGUGGCGACCUGUUGAGAGAUGUUCUUAGUCAUUUUAUUUCUGUUGUUUCCCUGUAUUCUGAACUGGACCUUGCUAAAGACAAACUCAUGAAGAUUCUAAAUUCUCAACAGCGAGACCUGCUUUACAAAAAGAGAAAAUCAUACCUGCUAUACGAUGAUUUAGACAUCUCGCUUUUAUAUGUAUUACUAAGAAAUAUCUGUGAUGAAAAUGUACACAAACUUAGUAAUGGUCGUAGAGGAAUGACCAGUCCUCGGAAUGGGUGGGGGAAACGACCACCUGAAAUUGACCGAUCUCUGGCAGCAAACAUAGAGAGAAUUCAUUUCUUUCGGAAUGAUAUAUGUCAUCUUAAAGAGCCAUCACUACCAGAUCCCGAAUUCAUCUCUCUAUGGGACCAAAUAAGCAGGGCGAUCGAGGAGAUUGAAAAAGAUCUUGGAAAUCAAAUUCAUCCCGCUAAAUAUGUAGAGCUAUUGAAGACAAUUAAAACCAUGUCAAUGGACCCCGAAGAAACACAGAAAUAUAUCGAAGAACUUGAGAAAAUGAAAGAUGAGCAGAAAGGACUUGAAGAAAGACUCUAUAAGAGAAUCACAGAACAAGUGAGGACGGAUAUAGUGGACAACAGAAAACCUAAAAUCGUUAAAUCUGCAGGGACAAAGAAAGAGAAGCAAAUUGCGAGAACUGAAGCUUUCGUAGAAAUGGAGUACAGUCGUAUUGAACCGUACUUUGUAGAAACAAGAGCGUUUUCUAACGUAAUGAAGAAUCUUCAAACACUUGGAUAUGUUGUGGUGAAAGGCAAUCCGGGGGAUGGAAAGACUACGAUAUCUGUUUACAUGAUAAAGAGACUUAUGGAGAAGGGUAAAAUACCCAUUCAAAUUCGAACACCUUCUGAUUGGGAUGAAUUUGUUUCCCCGAAUGAAAAUUUGGUAAUCUUUAUAGACAAUAUAUUUGGAGAACUAUCUCUGUCUCAAACAGAUGCUACACAGUGGUCCAAUCGAUUUUUAGAAAUGAAAGCUUUAGUUGGCACUGCCAUAGAGGGAAACGACAAUGUUAUCAUCAUUACCAUCAGAAAUGAUAUUCAUGAGGAGUGUUGCCAAUCUCUCAAAGAUGAUCGUUUCUUUCGAGAGGCUAAAGUAGACAUAUCAGACAGAGAAAAUAAGCUAUCAACGAUGGAAAUGACACAAUUUCUGGAAAAAUAUGUUCCUGACAGCACUUAUCAGUCGUGUGAAAUUGAUUCUGACACAUUUUUUGCUGACGUCCCAAAUCUUGGUUUUCCACAAUGUUGUCGACUUUUCAAAGAUAACGUCCUCUUACAAGGAGAUGGAUUUCCCUCCUUUUUCCAAAAUCCACUGCAUUUUUUGAAAGAGGGAUUUCGGAAAUAUAUACUAAAUAAGGAAAUGAAGAUGGCAGUGCUAGUGUUUUUAUUAAUGAAAGGAGGGAAAGCUGACAUGUACGAAAUGGAAAAACCAACGUCGAAAUCGAAAGUUUUAAAAUCAAAAGCCAUGCGAAUGUGCGAAGUAUCAGAGAGUCUGAUUGAUUUUCACAAAGCGAUAAACUUAUUCCUGGAUAGCUACCUAGUGCUCGAUAAUGCAGAGGAAUGCUAUAGAUUCUCUCACAGCUCAGUACAAAGCAGUUUAUUUCUUGUACUUGGUGAUAUUUGCGAAAUAGAGGAUUUGAUAUACAAUUGCGAUCACACUUUAUUGAAAUACCUUACCACAAAGAAUUGCCCAAAGAGUAAAAUGGACACAUUGCUGAUCAUGAAAGAACAAUUCGAAUGUGUUGCUGAAAAAAUCGUAAGUCUUACAGAAACUCGCAUUCCAUCGGUUUUUGUCUCCCUUGCCGAACUCAUUUUGUGGGAAGAUGAUGUUUUCUUUAAAAAAUUCUUGGUCAUUAAUAGCAGAAAAGAUGGGAAGUUUCUUUAUCAAGUGGAUGAAGAAAGCAAUUCUAUGAUGGUUCAUUUUGCUGCAAGUGGAAAUAUGAAAUGGGUGCAAUACAUUUAUGAAAAUGUAAGAGAAAACAUAGCGAUUGAACAGCAUUAUAUAUCAUUAAAUGCAGCUUGUGAAUGCAAUCAUUUGAAAACGGUAGAAUAUUUAUUGGGAGUCCAAGUUAAACCUGACAUUAAAACUUGUUUCCAUGCAGUAAGAAGUGGCAAAAUUGAACCAAUUAAGUUAUUAGCAGCUCAAGGAGUGGAUCUCAGGGAACGCACAUAUUCUCUAACACCGUACUGGAGGAACAAACCUGACACAAUAUCAGUAUUGGAUGAAGCAUGUCUACGCGGUCAAAAUCAUCUUGUACUAGAUUUGUUGAGCAUUUGUCCAGAGUUACUAUACACAAAAAAUGAAAGUGGAGAAUUCAGCUUAUUGUUUGUAGCGUAUGCGGGUGCCACAGAGACAUUAAAAAUUUUGAUUGAAAAGGGAUUAAAUCCUUAUGAAAGAUCCUCUAUUGAAUCCACGAUCUUGCACUGUGCAUGUCAGAACGGUAAACUAGAGACAUUCCAUUAUAUUGUAAAGACUUACCCCGAUUUGUUACGAAAGAAAUACAACAAUUCUACACAAGGAACAUUGCUGCAUCGCACCGCCGAAGGUGGAAAUAUAGAAAUGCUGAAAAUGCUUGUUGACAAAGGCAAAAAUAUAUUCUGUAGAACAAUUGAUGGAAAAACCGUUUUGCACAAAGCAUGCAAGGAUGGAAGAUUUGACAUGAGUAAGUACUUAAUUGAAAUUUAUCCCGAAUUGCUUUGGUUGUCUGAUAGUGAAGGAAGGUCUCCAAUUCACGAUGCUGGUCUUGGCGGAAAUGUGGAGAUAUUUGAGCUACUUAAAAACAAAGGGUUGAAUGUGAACUCUGUAGCGGAUGAUGGAAAAUCGAGCCUGCAUUACGCCUGCUCCAAUGGAAGGGUAAAACUCUGUAAACACCUUGCUCGAGAAUACUCUGAAUUACUGACGGUCAGAGACAAAAUGGGACUUCUUGCAAUUCAUGAAGCCGCUUGGAGUGGAAUAGUUGAAUUAUUCAAAUUUCUUGUUGAAGUAAUGAACGACACGGACAUACGUGUCAAAACAUUUGAUGGUCGUACCGUGUUACACCAGUCAGCAGAUGGAGGACGAUUAGAGAUGUCCAAAUAUUUGUUGGAUAAAGAACCAAGCCUUCUAUAUGAAGUAGAUGAUGAAGGAAUGACUGUUUUACAUAGAGCUGCAUUGGGUGGAAACACUCGAUUAUUCAAAGUGCUUGUGAAUAAGGGUCUCCGAGCAACUGAAAAGACAAAAAAUGGACAAUCGGUUUUGCAUUUGGCUUGUAAGCAGGGUAAAUUGUUAAUGAGUUCUUACCUUAUUGCAGAAUUCAUGCAUCUUUUAUAUGAUUUGGACAAAGAAGGUAACACUGUUUCUCACUCUGCUGCAUAUAGUGGAAACACUCAAUUAUUAACAUUACUGCAUCAAUAUAAUGUAGAUAUUUAUGCAAAGUCAGAUAAAGGAGAAACCCCUUUACAUACUGCUAGUGCACAAAGCAAAAUAGCUCUGUGUAGAUACCUUCUCUCAACAGAUGAAAAUAAUGUUUUGCUAAGCAGCAAAGACAAAAAUGAUGUAAGCGUUCUACACAGCGCCGCCGCAGGAGGUUAUAUAGAUCUCUUCAACUUAUACAUCGAUGCAGGUUUACAUGUUAGAGAUUUUACAAGUGAAGGAAAAUCAGUUUUGAGUUAUGCAGCAAGGCACUGCAGAAUUGAUAUGUGCAAGUAUAUUAUUGAAAAGUAUGUGGACUUGCUAUGUCAUGUAGACAAUCUUGGUGAAACUGUACUUCACGAUGCGGCUUGGGGUGGGAAUAGUGAAGUGCUAGAAAUUUUCAUUUCAAGAGGGCUAGACAUUUUCGCCAAGAACAAAACCGAAAAGACGGUGCUCCAUAUCGGUUGUUUAAACAAGAAAUUCAAAUUUUGUGAUUAUAUUACCAAGAAAUAUCCCGAAUUACUUGAUGAAGAAGACAAUGAACAUCGAAGAGUUGUCAGAGACACUACUCAAGAUUCGCUGCAAACUCAGUAUCGAUGUACAUGUACGUGUUAAUACAUGUACACAGAACGGAAUACGAAUGAUCUCGAUACAUUAGUACCACGUUAUUUGACGUGGAAACAUUUAUACAACCAGCCUAUCCAGACAUUGUGUCUAAGAAAUAUCCACCAAAAAUUCGAAAACGUGAGAUUGGUAGUGCAUCUUUUGAUAUUUUCAAAUGAAUGAGAUUGUCAAAAAAUGAAAUUAUGUUUGAUUCAAGAUUUAUACUUGUAAAACAUACUUUGUUUUUGUUAAAAAGAAAUGUUUGUAUUUGUUAAAAACAAAUGUCUCUCCAGCUUCCUAAA
Ostrea edulis (European flat oyster) is the source of this 4964-nucleotide messenger RNA. RefSeq lists its product as uncharacterized. The record is from RefSeq and is a predicted model, not a curated record. The transcript is spliced from 4 exons. Lineage: Eukaryota; Metazoa; Mollusca; Bivalvia; Ostreida; Ostreidae. Gene Ontology annotation, molecular function: protein binding. The coding region runs from base 565 to 4674 and encodes 1369 amino acids.